AUGGACAUCUUGGAAGUCUUUCAGCCCUUGCCGGAACUCCUUGUUCAACUGCCUCAUCGAUUCUACCAGUUGUCAUGGCCGGAAUUGUCUGUGUUGAGCUUGCUUCGACCAUUGGCUGCGUGCGUGGCCAUCUACUUGGCACUGGUGCUCAAGUCGUCGACAACGACCAACUUUCCAGGUCCACGACCAUGGCCCAUUGUCGGCCACUUGCCAUCCCUGUACCGCUGUCAUGCAGAAAGACAAUUCUUCAUCUGGUCCAAGCAGUUUGGUGACGUGAUUCAGGUCAAGUUUGGAAACAUGCCCGUCAUUGUUGUCAACACGGCCGCUUCGGCCAAGGAGAUCUUCACCGGUAGCGCUGCCGCCCUCUCCUCGCGUCCCAUCUUUCAUACAUUCCACGAGUUCAUCGCCGGCACACUCGGGCCCACCAUCGGCACGGCCGUGUACGGAGACGCGUUGAAGCGCGGCCGCAAAGCCACAGCCGCUGAGCUCAGCAAGCCGGCCGUCAAGGCCAACCUGGACAAGAUCGACCUCGAAACGCGACACUUUAUACACGAGGUGCUGAGCUACGGCAGCGAGGGCCGGACGGCGCUGCAGGUGUCCAAGCUGAUCAAGCGGCUGGCGCUGAGCCUGUCCAUGUCCAUCUGCUACGGCCGGCGCAUGUUCUCUGGCGAUCCGCUGACGCAGGAGAUCAUCGAGGUGGAGCACGAGAUCCUGAAGCUGCGCAGCAUGACGGACAAUUUGCAGGACUUUCUGCCCGUGCUGCGCGUCUGGCCGCUGAACCGGUACCGGAGGGGCGCCGCGCGGCUGUGCGCGCGGCGCGACGCCUACGUGCAGCAGCUCAACGACGAGGUCAAGAGCAAGAUGCGCAGCGGCACCAACGAGCCGUGCCUGUGGGCCAAGAACGAGGCCGCGGCGCACCCGCUGCCGCUGACGGAGCUGUCGACGGUGCUCCUCACGUUCUUGUCGGGCGGGCUGGCGACGGAGAGCAACACCAUCUACUGGGGCCUCGUGCUUCUGGCGACGCGGCCGGAUAUUCAGCAGACGGCGCUGCGCCACAUCCAGAAGGCGUACCCGGAUGUUGGGCAGGUUUUUGCGGAUGGGCUGCGGGACACGGAGGACAUACCCUAUAUCAGCGCACUGGUGCGCGAGAUUCUCCGGUUCUACACACCGUCGCGAUUGGCCCUGCCUAGGCUAGCGGUCCAGCCCAUUGUAUACCAAGACAAGGUUAUUCCCGAAGGAAGCACCGUCAUCCUCAACACAUUUGCAUGCAACAGAGGUAAUGAUCAAGUCACAUUCAAUGCUAAAAUAUUCCGCGAUCCUAACACGUUUCGGCCCGAGCGCUGGCUGGAGGACCCCGAUCAGCCCAUCUUCAGCUACGGGCUGGGCUAUCGGAUGUGUGCGGGGUACACGCUGGCAAACCACGUCGUGUACACGCUCUUUACCCGGCUGAUUGCGUCGUUUGAGAUUUCGGCCGACGAGGGCGUCGAUGCGGACGCCAUCUCGGGAUGCGAGAGUGCCGGCCACCAAGCCAUGGCGCCGCGGCCGACGGGAUUGUACUUUGCGCCGCGCGACGCAACGUUGCUCAAGGCGGCUCUGGUGCGCGAUGUGCAUCGUCAGAUAUAG
Molecule: messenger RNA, 1623 nt
Organism: Cordyceps militaris CM01
Lineage: Eukaryota; Fungi; Ascomycota; Sordariomycetes; Hypocreales; Cordycipitaceae
Product: Cytochrome P450
Exons: 4
Coding region: 1-1623 (540 amino acids)
Molecular function (GO): iron ion binding; oxidoreductase activity, acting on paired donors, with incorporation or reduction of molecular oxygen; heme binding
Source: RefSeq, a predicted model, not a curated record